GCUUGCCAACACAGCCUUACCUGGUAGAAAUACAUACCUGCGGAUGACCAUCCUACCUGUGCGCGUGCCCGAUGGUUGUGUUUGCUACUGCUUUGCGGCGCAUCACCAGCUGUGCCCCGUUCUUCGCAAUAACACACCUAAUUCAGCACACAUGCACAGUACUUGCCAUCGUUGGAUACUUCUCCUUCCCACAAACGGCUAUACAGCAACUUCUUUGGCCGCAGCAGCACUUCGUGAUCAAUUAGGGUUUGAGUGGACAGGCGCGCGCGCGAACUGGAUUGUCCUGGCUGUGCUGGGUCAUAUGCUACCCCAAUCUAUUGGGUACCAGCAUCUCUGUCCAUACAGCCCUCCGGGUACCUUCUUGUGGGCGCGCGUUGCUGUUUGUAAUCUCUGCCCAAUAGCCAGCAGCCAUCUUUAACACAAUCACACCCCCAGCCCGGACUUGAAACUCCAAAUCACCAAAGUUAUCAUCAUUGGAAACCACUCUUUAUUAAUUUAUAUCAUCAUAUUUUCCCAUUCAUUGCUUUGUAAACAAAGAAGAAAGUUGCCAUAUUGUCACUAGAAAUAACUCUGUUAACAGGCAAGGUUGCCACCCUGCCCUAUUAAUCAAAAUAACAUUAAGAUAAUAGGCAAUGUUGCCACCUAGUCUUAAGUUUAUAACAUUUGCAUAUGUUGCUCAAAUAGUAAUGACGCAAAUAAAGAAGGCGAGCUGCGGCUAACAUUAGUCGCCAGCAAGCCCCCAUAGUGUACAGAUGUGCACAAACUU
Molecule: messenger RNA, 766 nt
Organism: Drosophila arizonae
Lineage: Eukaryota; Metazoa; Arthropoda; Insecta; Diptera; Drosophilidae
Source: RefSeq, a predicted model, not a curated record